Molecule: messenger RNA, 1806 nt
Organism: Agrilus planipennis (emerald ash borer)
Lineage: Eukaryota; Metazoa; Arthropoda; Insecta; Coleoptera; Buprestidae
Product: pyridoxal phosphate homeostasis protein
Exons: 5
Coding region: 518-1279 (253 amino acids)
Cellular component (GO): intracellular anatomical structure
Molecular function (GO): pyridoxal phosphate binding
Source: RefSeq, a predicted model, not a curated record
AAUAAAGCAUUUUAUAGCUGCAUUCAAUUAUACCAACUCAGUUUAAUUCGUAAAUAGAGGCUGGUCAUUCCAAUAAAACUAAGAAGCCUACAGCUUAUUUUAACUAUUUUAAAUCAAUUUCUAAGAAUUAAAGCAUUAUUUCUAAAUAACAUUGUUGAAAACAGGAGUUACUUGAAAAUUGGUUAACGUUCACUGUUAUGGACAUGGACUGUUGUUUAGGAUUUUGGGGUUAUAUUUACAAUUUGAUUUUAGUUAUAUUUACACAGAAAUAUUGAAACUUACUUAAAAAACAAAUUAAGCAAGUGAAUGUGGAAUUUCACGUUGCUUUAUACGAAAAUUGAGUAUAUAAUUUCCGGUACAUUUGGGUGGACCCUACAAAAGUUAUAGAAACUCUUAAUGUCAUAAACAAAGUUCUGUUAAUCUAUAUUAAAACUACAUGAUCAAAGGAAAUAAAUUCUUUAUAAUAUUUUCAUAUUUAAACAGUACAUAACUACACAAAAAGUCUAUCAGUUUACAAAUGCAAAGAAUUAUGACAGAAGUUGAUGUUAAACUGAAUUUGAGGAAAGUAUGGACCCAAAUAGAGAAAGCAUAUGAAAGGACACCAGCUGACUUAAGAAGCAUAAAACCUGGUUUGGUAUGUGCCAGUAAAACUAAACCUCCAGAUCUGAUUAUUCAGGCUUAUGAGGAAGGGCAAAGGGACUUUGGUGAAAAUUAUGUGGAUGAAUUAGUGACAAAAGCAAACAAUGCUGAUAUUUUAGCUAAAUGCAAACAAAUUCGAUGGCAUUUUAUUGGACACUUACAAACUAAUAAGAUCAACAAAGUUCUCUCCAUUCCUAAUUUGUAUGUAAUUGAAACGAUAGAUUCUGAAAAACUGGCCACUUCAGUUAACAAUCGAUGGUCACAGCACAGGCAUUCAGACUGUAAACUGCCCAUAAUGAUACAAAUCAACACCAGUGGUGAAGAAGAAAAGGAAGGUGUGGAGCCUAAAGAUGCCGUAAAGUUAGCAAAAUAUGUAGUCGACAACUGCGAAAAUCUUCAACUUAUUGGUCUAAUGACUAUUGGAAUGUUUGGAUACGAUUAUUUAAAGAAUGGGCCAAAUCCUGACUUUCUAUGCCUGUUUAAAUGUAGAGAAGACAUUUCCAUAGCUCUAGGACUAGACAAAAAGCAGCUACACUUAUCAAUGGGGAUGUCUAACGACUUUGAACAUGCUAUUGAACUUGGCAGCACCAAUGUAAGAGUGGGAACUACAAUAUUUGGAGAAAGGCUGAAGAAGAACUAAUAUCAAUUUUAGUCGGAGGCAAUUGCUAGGUCAUGAUAGUAAAUUUGCUUCAUGCUAAAACUCAUAAAGAGCAGUACUUUAAAUCGUUUUUGAGAAAAAAAAUUGUUUCGAAAAAAUUCUAUUUGGAAUUUGGGUGUAACCAGGACUAGAACUUCAUUUUCUCACGUCUCUAUGAGGUAGACCUUCCUACAUUGUCACACCUUAUUCUGACUCAUUAUUUUCUAUUAUCGCUGCCAAUUUUUGUUUCUGAUAUUAAGCCCUAUUGAUACAAGCUAUUAUAAGUAGAUUUUGCUACCUAUUCCCCUUCCUCAGCACCUUUCAUUUGGAUGUAAUUGUUAGUGAAAGUAAGGGUAACUUACAGGAAAGGCACAGUACUCAAUUUAACCUAAUUGUAAAGUAAAUCCACCGUACUUGUCCUCUGGCAAUUGUCUUUACAAAAACAUUAUGUAAAUUGUACUGUAGUGAGUAAAUGUAUUGAUGUCUUCCAUAUGUACUUAUUAAUUAAUUAAUAAAUGACUAAAGCAUAA